Molecule: messenger RNA, 1871 nt
Organism: Williopsis jadinii
Lineage: Eukaryota; Fungi; Ascomycota; Saccharomycetes; Phaffomycetales; Wickerhamomycetaceae
Product: auxin efflux carrier
Exons: 1
Coding region: 309-1790 (493 amino acids)
Biological process (GO): transmembrane transport
Cellular component (GO): membrane
Source: RefSeq, a predicted model, not a curated record
GGAAUCUCCAUACACUGUACCAAAAAGCCACUCUUACCUCCACCAAAAAUGUAUAUGCCUCCACAAUUACCGCCACCGGAGAUUUUAACUAUUCUUUGGUUUUUUUUCCUUUUUUUGAACUUGAGAACAAUCAUGAAGCAAAAGGUCACAGGAUAUCACUUAACUGAUCCUGUGAUCAGUUUAAGGGUUGUCUAGUCAACAUUGUUAAAAUUUUUCAAGUCGGCAUAUUACUCAUCAACAAAGGGGUAACCAGGAAAGAGAUAAUCACCACGACUAGACAAAGUGGUCACCCACAUUAGAAAACGAGAAUGUCGGAGUCGUUGUCCCUGGGGACCAUCAUAUACACGGCUGUCAAGCCCAUCUUCAAAAUCUACCUCAUCAUUGCAAGUGGGUUCAUACUCGGAAACAAGAAUAUGUUGACCGUAGAAACCUCGAGGAACUUGAGUGAUAUCAUCAUCUCUUUUAUAUUCCCGUGUCUUGUCUUCACAAAAGUUGUGAGCAAUUUACAGAACAGUGACAUUAAACAGAUUGGUAUCAUCUGUCUCCUCUACAUCUUGAUGACUCUUAUUGGUGGUAUUGGCGGACUGGGGUGUUAUUUCUUGGGCAAACCAAUGUACUGGUUAGGUGGGUGUCUAAGCGUUGCGUUGAUGCCAAACAUUAGUGACUUGCCAAUCGCGUAUCUACAAACCUUCAGCACGGGUGCUGUGUUCACGGAGGCUCAAGGUGAAAAGGGUGUUGCUUAUAUUUGUAUAUUUACAGCUGUACAAAUUCUGUUCCAAUUCAACCUGGGUCUCUUUAAACUGAUUGGCUAUGACAUUGAUCAACAGAAGAAGCAUGACCCAACAAAGAAAAUCUUGAAUCACUCUGAAAAGGAUGUGAAUAACAUAUCUUGCUCCAAGUCUAUCCAAGAAGAAGAUCUUAACGAUGUUGACUCCUACACCAGUGGCGAUGAGGAGAACCAAAACCAGAUAGAUAACAUUGUUAGACCGUUAGUGCCAACAGCAAGCAUACAGAGAGUGGCAUCGAAGGUUUCUAACCUCUCGUUAAGGAAAUGCCGCUCUCAAAACGUCCAUGAUAUUAUCAACGAAUACUCACAGGCUGCUGAUAUCGGUGACGAUGUCCAUGCCGUCCCAGCAGUGAAUACUGAAUUAGUACUUGUGCCUACCCAUAUGGAACCAGCCGGGAACAAAUGGAAGGGUAAAAUCAAGUCGUUGUUUUGGUUCUCUGUGGAUAACUGGCGUAGGCCGGUAUCCAUAUCACUCGUGCUAUCUAUGGUUGUAUCCAUGAUUCCCUGGGUGAAGGCUCUGUUUGUCUCUACAAACCAAGCGCAUCUUCCAAACGCUCCAGAUGGUUUACCCCCUCUAUCUUUCAUAGUCGACUUCACAGAAUACGUGGCCCAGGCGUGUGUUCCACUAGGUCUUUUGAUCCUUGGUGCUACACUCGCAAGGCUGGAAGUGUCACAACUGUCAUGGAAAGUUCUGAGAACUCCUCUGAUGAUUACUGGACUAAGGCUCGUUAUCCUGCCUAUCAUCGGAACCGCCAUUAUUGCAGGUUUUGCGCGUUAUGGUUGGUUUGAUGAUGAUGAUAUCUUGAGGUUUGUAUCAACCAUUGUGUGGUGUCUGCCAAAUGCUACGAGUUUGAUCUACUUGACCGCAUUCUAUACCCCAUUGGAAGGCAGUUGGAGUCAAAUGGACCAACUGGCGCUCACUUAUAUCAUCCAGUAUCCUGUGUUGAGUAUCAGUCUCCCAUUUCUUACAACGUAUUGCAUCAAGGUAUCAUUGGAUUAUUAGCUGCUACCGUAUUUGAGUUUUGUUGUUGUGUUUUUCUUCCCCAUAUUGUGAUUUUUAUAGAUUAUUCUCACGAUCAUCGUG